CCCACACACACACACACUUAAGCACGACAUUGCCCUCAAUGGAGCAUAGGGAGAGAUAAGGGGAAUGAUGUUACCGGAUUGAAAUACUGCGGGAGACUGGAAGUGGACCAGUCAGCGGGGAACAUAUGGAACGAACGGGCAGUUCUGCACGAAGGAAAUAACAAGAACACACUAGCACACUGUGUGUUAGGGAUCAGAGUUGGCCCAGAUGGCCACACAAACGACAAUCCACAAAAGAAAACCAAAAGGAAAAAACAAACGACAGACUCAGUUCAAGCUCCUCAAACACAUGGAGCAAACAUAAAAAGUCUAAAACAAAAACACACACUGAGGGGCGACGAGUACAGCCUACUCGUCGCCAUGGUUGUCCAUAUCGAUGUCGUUCAUGAAGGCAUCAUCAUCAUCAGCUGGUGGAGGUGGAAGUGGAGAGUCCUCCCCGGAGUCCUCCAGACUGGCCGCUCUCCCGAUAGCAGCUGGAGCAGGUGCUGCUGGACCUCCUGCAUACGCCGAGAUCAGGCCUGCUCCCUCUCGAUGCGAGCCAGGGUCACCCCCUGCUGGGUCUUCAUCCGAUCAAGACGCUCAUCAUAAGCAGCCAUUUGGGUCUGGUACUGGCAUGGUGAGCCAAAUACUGCUGAUGGAACUGGAACUGAUGGUCGAAGAGCUGCUGAUUCUGGAGACGCAGCUUCUCGAACUGGUGAGUGAAGUAGUCCUGGCCGGGGAAAGUGAAACUGCUACCCCCGUACUCGAAGGUGGUGGGACGGGAGGCACUAACGUCAUCCACAUCCUCGGGGUGGACAUCCUCAUCAGCCGCAUCCUCAUGAACCUCCAGCUGGUCCUCCGCUGGGAUCUGAGGUUGAGGAAACCCCUCGAUCCACUUGACUCCUCGCUCUUCUCGAAGCAGGUGCAUGCGAGAUAUCGUAUAUUCGCCAAAGACAUUGGUGUUCCCCUGCUCUGUGCAGCCCUAUAGUGAUAUCUUGAAGUAGGUGGCUAGGAGGGUGAUGAGGGGAGUGCAAUG
Messenger RNA from Linum trigynum, 1015 nucleotides. The record is from the annotation of a GenBank genome assembly. NCBI's taxonomy places the organism in Eukaryota, Viridiplantae, Streptophyta, Magnoliopsida, Malpighiales, Linaceae.